UCACCUACAAAACUUGCAAAAUAUUCAGGAAAGAUGGUGGCGAAGGAAGGAAUAGGGACAAAGAUUUUGGAUACCCUUCUUUCGUAUGAAACUAUCAAAAUCGUUACAAUAAAGAAUAAGAAGGUUGGAUUUUUGCACAGACUUGUCCAGCUUGCAAUUUUAGGAUACGUAAUUGGGUAUGCAAUCAUAUGGAAGAAGGGUUACCAGGAGUUUGAUCAGUCUCUCAGUGCUGUGACAACUAAGCUGAAGGGUGUUGCCCUUGCUAACUUCAGUACUUUUGAGUCUCCUCUUUUAAAUGGAAUGCACAUUUUUGACUCUGCAGACUAUGUUAUUCCUCCACAGGAAAACAAUGAAUUUUUUGUCAUGACAAAUAUGAUAAUAACUCCAAACCAGACAAGAGGUAGAUGCCCAGAAGAUCCAAGAUUUGAAGAUGUUUAUUGUCAGCGCGAUUCAGAUUGCAGAGAAGGGGAGGCAGUUGCCAAUGGGAAUGGUGUAAAAACUGGGAAGUGUGUGCAGUCAGAUCAAAAUAUAACUGCCUAUGUUUGUCAGAUCUAUGGCUGGUGCCCUGUUGAACUUGACGUUCUUCCAAUGCCUGGUCAUGGCUUCAAAAAAGGAGAUCCACUGCUUCAAUCAGCAGUAAAUUUUACCGUAUUAAUAAAGAAUCAAGUGACAUUUCCAAAGUUUGGAUUUGCAAGGAGAAAUAUAAUAAGCCAGAACAACACAACAUACUUAAAAAGCUGCAAUUAUCAUCAUGAAAGUGAUCCGUUUUGUCCGAUUUUCAAGCUCGGUACAAUUGUAAGCGAUGCUGGAUAUGAUUUCAAUGAUAUUGCUUACAAGGGAGGCAUAGUUGCUAUUCAAAUAAAAUGGGAAUGUAACCUGGAUGUAAGUGAGGAUAAGUGCCGACCACAGUAUUCCUUCAAGAGGAUAGACGACCCACAUGCACCAAUAGCAUCCGGGUUUAAUUUCAGAUUCGCUCAGUACUACGUGGAAAAUAACAAGCAGCAUCGAAUUCUAUAUAAAGCCUACGGAAUUAAAUUCGAAGUGCUCGUAAACGGUAGGGCAGGCAAGUUCAGCCCUGUACCACUUUUUCUCAAUCUUGGUUCUGGUCUUGCCCUUCUUAGCAUUGCAACAAUUUGGUGCGAUAUCAUCGUUCUGUAUUGUCUUAAAGAUAGACAAGUGUAUAGAAGUCACAAAUAUCACAAAGUAGUGGAUGGAGAUGAGCCGACUGACACUGAUGAUGAUGGCGAUCUAAACAAAGGCGCGAAUGUUAGUGAGUUUGCAUACCAAAAAGUUGAAGAUGAAAAUGAUCCCGACUAAAAAAACAGGAACAGUCACAGUUGCAUUCAUUUGGCAUCAAUGCUAUCGAUUUUCAUCGCAUAAACCGGAUUUUAAAAGUUGGAUAUUUGCUUAAUGACCUUUCUAAGGCCCCCUGUGAAAGUAGCAUCACAUUAGUCUGACUUUCACGAAAAAAGCCAAUAUAUUACUACAGAACACUACGUCAAUGGCUCUCUUAAGAUACUGCAGUGGCAUAAAUUAUAUUAGCAACUUUGUUCACGUGAUUAUGUAUCUAUAUUUUUUAUACUGUAUUUGAUAGCAUAGAAUAUUUACUUUGUUGUGAAUGAAAUGAUUAUGGAAUGUCAGAUUUUCGGUUUUUCAUGCAUGCAUUUAAGUUGGACAAAUUUUGAAGAGAACCGAUUUAGGCGAAUUUGACUGUGUGUUGAAAGUAUUUCCUUGUUGAAAUUCAAGAAAGUUGUCCUAUUGGGUCGCUUUGGAAAUGCCCUACUGUAAAAGAAGCAUAACUUUGUCAGCACUUAGUUAUAACUGUGUCCCACACCCCCCCCCCUUCCAUUUUUUGCUAAUGGUUGUUCUUUUCAUCGUUCUGGAGACAUUGAAACCGUCUUGAUUGAAUUGAAACCGCAAACUGAGAGAGAAAGAGCUAUUGUCUGACGUAGAGCCAGGACUGUUUGUUGAAGGGCAGUUGUUGUUGUCUCGAGGUUAUUUCUAAAGGGCAUACUUGUAGGAAAAAGAUGUUUCAUGAGAUAAUUUGUUAUAAUGCUAAGAGGUGUCUUUUUGGAGGUUACAUUCAAUACCACUGCCUCCAGAACAAGUAGAUUAGGUGUUUUGCAGCAUACACAUGACAAUUGAAUAAGAAUAAGAAAAGGAGAAGUUUUACCAUCUGACCAGUUAAUUAUCUUUGAUGAAACCACUUGAGUUAAAAUUGGAUUAUCAAGAAGAUUCUACCUAAUUUAAUGAAAAGCUUCAACCACCUGGUGGCCUGUCAAGGUCUUAUGUGUUGGUUAUGCCUACUUCACAGCCGAUAGGAACAACCUACUCAUGCCACAUUCAAUAAUUUAUGAUAAAAAACCUAACUGAGUGGGACGAUGACCCUGCACUGUUUUUGCAUAGAACCGGUGCCAAUUGCUCAUUCAAAAGAAAUUUUUUUGACAGUAAUCCUAAAGUCGCCUUUAUAAAAAUUGGCCUUUUUAAGAGAAUCACAUUUUUCAUACGCAUUUCA
Messenger RNA from Rhopilema esculentum, 2515 nucleotides. RefSeq names its product P2X purinoceptor 4. Gene Ontology annotation, biological process: response to ATP; calcium ion transmembrane transport. Gene Ontology annotation, molecular function: purinergic nucleotide receptor activity; extracellularly ATP-gated monoatomic cation channel activity. The record is from RefSeq and is a predicted model, not a curated record. NCBI's taxonomy places the organism in Eukaryota, Metazoa, Cnidaria, Scyphozoa, Rhizostomeae, Rhizostomatidae. Gene Ontology annotation, cellular component: plasma membrane.